CUAUCUUGAAAAUAAUAUAUGCUCAGCCAAUACUAUGAAUCUAUGAUCAUUGAGCCCAACAUAUACUUGGAUAGCAAUAGGCCCAUCACUCUUCUCAUCCGUAAAUGGAGUCGGGAGUGAAUAGAGGGAGUAGUGUUGCAGUUAGAAGUAAACAGAAUGGGAUUUCUCCUUAGGGUGAGAAUCGGGUCGUUCGUCGCCGGAGCAGCGGUGGCGUCGGCAGUCGGGCUCUAUAUCCUUCAUAAGGAUUAUAAAAUGGCCCACCAUGCUCUCUCCACGCAGAUGAAUGCCGUCUAUCAGUCGCUAAAUGGGCGUGUUUUGGCAUUGGAAAAAAUGAAAGCAGUGGAGGCAACCAAACAGGCGGAAUCUGCGAACUAGAUUGUACAUGGAAACUUGCUAAAGCUUCAUGCUGUAUUUUUUUUGUUUUGGUUGAUGGAAUUGUAGUUCUUGAAGUUUUAAUCUGGGUUUGUUAAUGAAUUCAGCUACCUUUUGGAAGUAUUUUGGGGAUUUUGGAUAUUAGUUGUCUGUGAUUAUCAAUGCACUUCAGGCUCUCUACUUCUUCUACUCUCACGUCUCUUCUACUCUUAUGUCUUACCUACUCUCAUGUCUUAUACACCAGAUUUUCCCUUUUUGUAGAACUAAUCCUUUUCCUAAGACCUCCACCCUGUGCGCUAUAGGGAAGAUGAAUUGUAAACAUUAGAUUCACAAUGAGCAACAAUAGAAUGCACUUAAUGGUUCAGACUGUUUGUUUCAGCCUCUUAAUGGUUCAGAUGUCUGAAUGGUUAAGAGAUUUGCCUCUGAAUGGUUAAGUAUUAUACAGAGUCUGAAUGGUUAAGAGCUGUUAUCUGAAUUGAUCAGACAUUUGCCUCUGAAUAGUUAAGCAAUAUACUAGCUCUUAAUGG
Molecule: messenger RNA, 899 nt
Organism: Cuscuta campestris
Lineage: Eukaryota; Viridiplantae; Streptophyta; Magnoliopsida; Solanales; Convolvulaceae
Source: the annotation of a GenBank genome assembly